Oncorhynchus keta (chum salmon) is the source of this 3435-nucleotide messenger RNA. RefSeq names its product protein Wnt-4. The coding region runs from base 997 to 2073 and encodes 358 amino acids. Gene Ontology annotation, cellular component: extracellular region. Gene Ontology annotation, molecular function: frizzled binding; cytokine activity. Gene Ontology annotation, biological process: multicellular organism development; neuron differentiation; cell fate commitment. The transcript has 9 exons. The record is from RefSeq and is a predicted model, not a curated record. NCBI's taxonomy places the organism in Eukaryota, Metazoa, Chordata, Actinopteri, Salmoniformes, Salmonidae.
GUGCUUUUAAUGUUCUUAGAAACUGGUGAAACAAACAAACACACACACACACGCACGCACGCAUGCUCUAAAUGAACCAUUCAGCAUAAUUCUGUUUAGCUCUCCCUCUCUCCAGUCCGGGUCACAUAUUAUAUUAUGUCUUGUGCUUAACAUGCACAAUGGAACCCAUGCCAUUCAUCAGUGUUAAUGUACUGCAGUGUAACCAUUACACAGUGUCCCCUCCCUCUGACUGCCACCCUACAUCUCUUCUACCUCCCUCCCUCCCUCCUUUAUAACCCAUCACUCCCAUCUCACCAUUCUCACUUUCUUUCUGUCUUUUACGGGACUGGACACACAUUCGUUUUCUUAACGAGGGGAAGCAACCAAGGGACAAACAGCAGAGAGGAAAAAUGCUUUUUUACAUAUUUACCUAUCGAAAUAUUAGGGGCUUUUUUGGAUGUUGACUUUCCCUCACUUUUGUUCUUUGUGUUAUAAUAUUAGUCUCUUUCUCUCUCUCAAACAUUUUCUAGAGAGAGAGAGAGAGAGAGAGAGAUAGAGGGGAAUCAGACAAACAAAAAGUGUCCAUUUUGAUCACUGUCUGCCAAAUCAUUGUAAAAAGUAAUUUUAUUUGGUCAAGAACCAUACUAUUUGGAUUUGACCUUUUUAUUUUCUAAUUGACUUGUUUUUAGACGUGUACCUGGAUAACUUUACAUGACAAUACCUUCCUAUAGGCAUGUUUCUGCUAUCACAGAGGUGGAAAUUGUUCAUCUAUAACAUUGAUACCGUUCACUGAGAAAUUUGAUUUGAUUUUCAAUCUGGUCAGACACAUUUCCAAAGAGAAAAACUACUGGACAGUGCUGGACAUGAACUGAUAUGAGGGGAUCAUCCCCAAGCUCGGAACCAGAAACAUAGAACUAACUGACACACUGACAGACAACGAGGCUUAGCCGUGGAAACGGGCAGACUGCCGCCCAAGGACACUCACUGACCCCCGGAGACGGACAGACAGACAGUCUGAUGCCAACUGUCUCCGCUGUCAAUCUCACGGCACAACUCCUCCUGCUGUUGCUAUGGGCAACCCACCCGACCAUGGCAACCAACUGGCUCUCCCUGGCGAGGAUGCCGCGCUCGCGGCCCGUGUCGGGUGCUGCCCCCUGUGGGCAGCUGAGGGGACUGUCCGUGGGGCAGGUGGGGGUGUGCAGGGCGCGGGGAGAGGUCAUGGAGUCUGUGCGCAAGGCAGCCGAGAUGGUCAUAGAGGAGUGCCAGCACCAGUUUCGUAAUCGCCGUUGGAACUGCUCCACCACCCCACGUGGAGUCAACGUGUUCGGUAGAGUCAUGAGCCAAGGCACCCGUGAGGCAGCCUUUGUGCACGCCCUGUCCUCGGCGGCGGUAGCGGUUGCAGUGACGCGAGGCUGCAGCCGGGGGGAGCUAGAGCGGUGUGGCUGCGACAGGAAGGUCAGAGGGGUCAGUCCCGAGGGUUUCCAGUGGUCUGGGUGCAGUGAUAACCUGUCAUAUGGUGUGGCCUUCUCCCAGACCUUCGUGGAUGAGACGGAGCGUGCCAAGGGGAUGUCCACAGGGCGACCCCUCAUGAAUGUCCAUAACAACGAGGCUGGACGGAAGGCUAUCCUCCAUAACAUGCAGGUGGAGUGUAAGUGUCAUGGUGUCUCGGGAUCAUGUGAGCUGAGGACCUGCUGGAAAGUCAUGCCCCCAUUUCGGCGCGUCGGCGCCGUGCUGAAGGAACGCUUUGAUGGAGCCACAGAGGUGCGUCUGUCCCGUAUCGGCUCCAGGACAGCCCUGCUGCCCCGGGACCCCCAGGUCAAACCUCCCGCCGCCAGGGACCUGGUGUACCUCGCUGUCUCGCCAGACUUCUGCCGUCUCGACCCCGACAAUGGGAUCCCCGGGACAGCCGGCCGACGCUGUAACGGCACCUCCCGGCUGGCCCCAGAUGGCUGUGAGCUGGUGUGUUGUGGGCCAGGGUACCGGGCAGGCCGGGCCGAGGUGGUGCAGCGCUGCUCCUGUAAGUUCUCCUGGUGCUGCUCGGUCCGCUGCCAGCAGUGCAAGAACACAGUGAUGAUCCACACCUGCCGAGAGUGAACCCAGUCUAUGCAGAACCCAGAGCACUGAGCAGACACGCAAGAACCUUACACCUGUGCACACACUCUAGAACACAGCCCAGACACUCCAGAACACUACACAGACACAACACUGUCCAGACAUUCUGGAACACUACUACAACGGCCAGACAAGUGGAGGCUGCUGAGGGGAGGACGGCUCAUAAUAACGGCUGGAACAAAGUAAAUGGAAUGGCUUGUGUUUGAUACUAUACCACUAAUUCCGCUCCUGCCAUUACCACGAGCCCGUCUUCCCCAGUUAAGGUGCCACCAACCUCCUGUGGACCAGACACUCUAGAACCAGGGUUCCCAACCUAGGAUGCGCCAAUGUUUCUUUGGGGGAGGGGGGGGGAGCAGGACCUUCCUUGACUAGGUUAUAUAUUUAAUUGUUUAUACCUAUCUGAAACAACGCAUCCAUCUGUGAAGCUUUAGGCUAGAAAUAAAUGGUAAAAUGCCCGAGGGAGAUGCGAAUAUAGGAAUAUCUUUGGUUUGUCUCCAUGACAUUCAGAAUCUGAGCUAAGACCUAAAGUCAAGGAGUCAAAGAAAUUGGACUUUGCUUGGGAAGUAAUCAUAUACAAUGUGUGACUCUGUCGCUAUCAAUUGAUCUAUUCACAUUCUGUAAAAUAUAAUAUGUAUAAUUAAAUUGAGAUUGAUAUACAUUUUAAUAUAACAUAUUUGGUAGUGGAAUAACAUUGUGGGAAAUCGGGUGAAGACUUUAUUUUCCUUUAUUAUUAUAAUCAUUAAAUAGCCUACCUAAAAUCCUAGGUCCCUGAAAUUAAACAAAGUUACAUUUUUCAAAUGUGAAAAGUGGGGCCCUGGGGGAAAAGGUUGGGAACCGCUGCUGUAGAACAUUGUCCAGACGUGGUAGAACAACACUUUGAUGACAUGUUCUACAAAACUGACCUGACAUACACUUUAAGACUCUGACAAGAACCGUGUGGAUAGUAUAAGCCAGUGCAUUAUGACAGAAACCUCUGCAAGGGAAGGCAGAAAGGGUGGAAUGACCUCGCCUAUUACCUCUAACGCCAGAAAGUAGAGAUACUAACAAGCAUGGAGAAAGGAAACUCCCUGCAUAGAGCAAUAUUCACACUCCCAUUGAACAUAUAACACUCAUGAUGUACUCUUUCAACCUAAACGGAACUAUAAUGCAACAUUGCAAGUCAGUGUCCUACACUGUGUAGGUGAUUGUCUAGAUCAUAAUGGCACACAGCCAGCGAGCACACACACAAUUAAACUGACAAAGCGUUUAAAGCCGAAAUUAACCUCAAUUAACAGGGAAAUUAUUACAGCCCUUUCCUUAAAUGCAUUUGAUUUCAGUAUAGUAGGUAGUUGCAAACGUUAUACA